UGACCAUAACAAUGAACAAACUACCUCUCUUCUUUUUUCCUCCAUUUAGUGUUGCUUGAUUGGCACUUCCGUUAUUUUCUAAUGGUUACAAGGGUCAAUUGAGAUCUUCCCAAAUAUGCCCGCUCAAGGAAUGAAAGGAAACCCUUUCAAACUUAAAAUUAAGAAAUCCAAACCCACUCCUCCCCCUUCUCCCUAUUGUUAACCUUUCUUUCAUCUCUGAUCUCUGUUCUCCUGCACCCAAACCUUCCUUGCAAGCUUUUUGAGUUUUGGGUUCCUGAAGAAGAAUCCUGAAAUGGAAGAGUCGCUUCGGAAGUUGGCGCUGUGGUAUACAAGGACGUUCAAGCCCAUCAUGACUCACGACGAGCUAGAACCCAUCAUGGCAACUCUCGGUUUCAUUGGUCUCCCUGUAUCGCCGCUAUCGUCGUCUUCUUCUUGUUCUCCGGCUAACGCGGGCGGCGGUGCUUGGAAAGAAUACGUGUUUUCCGCAGCCGGAGGGUGUCGGAAUCGGUCGCCUACGGAGGCGUUGCCGCGACCGAGACUUCCGUACCCGAGGAUCGACGGGCUUCACACCUGUACGUAUCGAGCUUUCGUCGACGCUGUCGCCUUUUACCUCGGAAAGAGUGAUAUCUCCGAUCUCUUCCACGUUAGAGGUAUGCCUCUUCAUCGAGUUUAUGAUCGGCCUUUUGAUAAAAAGUUCCGUCGCUUGGAAGAGGAAGAAGGGAUCUAUGUCUUCAGAGAAGGCACAUUGGACCAGGCAACAUUUAUGCUCUAUAAUAGCAAUAACAGUAACAGCAGUAGCAACAACACCAACAACAACAACAGCAGCAACAGUAACAUCAUCAUCGCUAUUAGGACGAGUAAUCCCGCCAUAAGCAACCUUGUUCCAUUGAAAGAUAUCAUUGUGUGGUCUUCCCCAUACUCUUUACCCAAGCAUUUUUGAAACUCUGCAACUUUAUAAAGUUUUGAUAGUUAAAAUGAGAGUGGACCCAAAGAUCUUUUGUUAUGCCAUGUGCAUUGCUCAAUGAUACAUAGGUUAUACUCGACGCAAAUAGCUUGAUCGUUUAGUAUAUAUAUAUGAUUGGUUUAAGCA
Molecule: messenger RNA, 1090 nt
Organism: Macadamia integrifolia
Lineage: Eukaryota; Viridiplantae; Streptophyta; Magnoliopsida; Proteales; Proteaceae
Exons: 2
Coding region: 293-940 (215 amino acids)
Source: RefSeq, a predicted model, not a curated record